GUCAAUUUCAACCUUGGAGCUUUCUGCGACUUGCUCAUGGCAAGUCUGUAUUUCAGUUUUUGACAAAGAAUGGCUGCUAGCUGUUAAUAUAAAACUCUCUCGUACUAUACCUCCGAUCAAGAUAUGAGUAGUUCAGGGGUAGAAAUGUCGCUGGACGACUCCGAGUACUCUCUGAAGCCCGCUGAAGAGCUGCCUCUUACUGAUGAUUGUCACCAUUACCAAGGAAAGCAUCAGGUGCCAUGGGAUAUUCAAAAAUACUUUGCGCAACGUUAUUCGAUCUUCUCAUUAUAUGACUAUGGAGUUUACAUGACGGAUGAUGCCUGGUUUGGUGUGACGCCCGAGCCAGUAGCAAACCAGGUGGCUCAUGAUAUGUACGGCACUGAUCAGAAGAAGCAUAUCCUGAUCGAUGUCUUUGGUGGUGCAGGGGGUAACAGUAUUGCCUUUGCUCUUUCCGAACGAUGGAGUCGCGUUAUCUCUAUCGAACGCGACCCUUCAACUCUAGCCUGUGCCCAGAAUAACGCCAAGGUCUAUGGUAUCGCGCCGGGGCUAAUUACGUGGGUUCUCGGUGAUAGCUUCGAGUACCUCGAUAAGUUGUUCAAUCACACAGAAGAACUGCACCCAAAUUUAAGAGUAGGCCUUGACGAAACAGUACUGUUUGCGAGUCCACCUUGGGGCGGCCCUGGAUACCGCACUGAUGAAGUAUUUAAUCUUUACAACAUGCAGCCGUACAAUCUUGACGAUUUACACACUGCAUACAACAGGCUGGAUCACGCGCUGUUUCUCCCACGGACGAGUGAUAUCCGACAAAUCGCCAGACUAGCACCUCCUGAUAGGAAAGUCGAGGUUGUUCAAUACUGCAUGGAGGGUGCCAGCAAGGCCCUGGUAGCUUACCUUCCAGGCAAAUACUCAGAGGCCCGCCAGUGAAAGACGCCCUCCAAAAUAGAUCACUGUCGCCACUCGCAUCCAAUACCAAUGAAAGAAGGCUGUACCUGAGGAAGGGUGUUGCUAAAAGUCUCGGGUAUUUGGUUGGCGAGAUGAUGCUGCUGUCGGGGGCAACAAUAUUUAUCUAUUUGAUGCCGUACAUUGCCUAUUCAACGGCAUGAUAAUAUAAUUUGCAGCUUGGGCAGACAUCAAUAGCACGUUGGUGUGUCGUUCAAGCGGGUAUUCUCCAGCUUAUUCAAAUUGCA
Fusarium verticillioides 7600 is the source of this 1187-nucleotide messenger RNA. RefSeq lists its product as hypothetical. The record is from RefSeq and is a predicted model, not a curated record. Gene Ontology annotation, cellular component: nucleus. Gene Ontology annotation, biological process: 7-methylguanosine RNA capping; 7-methylguanosine cap hypermethylation. The coding region runs from base 124 to 924 and encodes 266 amino acids. The transcript has 3 exons. Gene Ontology annotation, molecular function: RNA cap trimethylguanosine synthase activity. NCBI's taxonomy places the organism in Eukaryota, Fungi, Ascomycota, Sordariomycetes, Hypocreales, Nectriaceae.